GCUCCAUCCGUGAGACGCACCCUUCUAUAGAAGUAAAUUGCUUUGCUGAGAAAAUGUGUGCUCGAGUGUGUAUCUUUUUUUUCUUCUUCUUCUUUUUCUGAGACUGAGUCUCACUCUGUCACCCAAGCUGGAGUGCAGUGGCGCGGUCUCGGCUCACUGCAAGCUCCGCCUCCCGGGUUCAAGCGAUUCUCCUGCCUCAGCCUCCCGAGCACCUGGAACUACAGGCGCGUGCCACCACGCCCGGCAAUUUUUUUUUUUUUUUUUUUUUUUUGUAUUUUUAGUAGACACAGGGUGUCACCGCGUAAACCAGGAUAGUCUCGAUCUCCUGACCUCGUGAUCCGCCCGCCUCGGCCUCCCAAAGUGCUGGGACUGCAGGCGUGAGCCACCGCGCCCGGCCAACGUCAUUUUCUUUUCAGGAGUCCCUUCUGUUAUUUAGCAAGACACACUACUACAAUGGAGAAAAAAGAUGCCCCCUCUUUCAAGCCCUGAGAUCUUCAGGACUUUGGCGAAAAGUCUGCGCCCGAAGAGACCCAGGAAGGAUUCUUGGAAUCGUAGUCCAAAGGCAUCCCGCCUUCUGCGCAGACUCACAAGUCCCUGUGGACGGAAUCCUUGAAGUGUAGCGCCGCUCAGUCCUUCCACCGGAAGUGUCCGAUCGGAAUCAGCCCUGUCCGAGAGGUGAGUCCGGGUUUGGGGAUCCAGAUGUCCAGCCCCGUGUACCCCUCCAAACAUCCAGUCCCUCUCAUAUUGCCUUUGAAAUUAGCAGCCUCUGGGUGACCAGACCUUGGCCCUCAGAGGAAUCCCGGAGAAAGGUAGAACCAGCUUCGGCGUUGGGAAGGCAGGCGCGCUUACGUAUUUAGUGAGGGUUUGGCGGUCUCCAUAGUUACCGCCGCCGCGCGUGACGUCAUAGUGGAGCGCUGAGGGCUUGGUGGCGUGGGGUGGGGGCUGUCCUGCUGAUCCUGAAUUUGGGGUCACUGGUAAGAGGAGUUGCCCAUUCCAGCCAGGUGGAACGGGGAGGGGUGCCACAUGUCUCAGAUCUGCCAUUGUCUGCGAAAAGAAACUGCUGCGAGGACCAUCCCCAAUCCCCUGCUUCCCUUGGGAAGAGUAACCGCCGUUUUGUAGGACACUUGGGGACAACCCCGCUUGUCCUGAAAUUUAUUGACACGGUAAAUAGUAUUUCCUGUGUGCCGAGGAUGCAGUGAAACCAACACUGACCCCCUGCCCUUGAGAAACGCAAGAUGGCUACAGAACCAAAGAAAGCUGCAGCCCAGAACUCUCCAGAGGAUGAAGGACUUCUGAUAGUGAAGAUAGAAGAGGAAGAAUUUAUCCACAGGCAGGACACUUGCUUACAGAGAAGUGAACUCCUUAAGCAGGAGCUCUGCAGGCAGCGUUUUAGGCAGUUCUGCUACCAGGAUUCUCCUGGACCUCGCGAGGCACUGAGCUGGCUCCGGGAGCUCUGCUGUCAGUGGCUGAAGCCAGAGAUCCAUACCAAGGAACAGAUUCUGGAACUGCUGGUGCUAGAGCAGUUCCUGACCAUCCUGCCAGGAGAUUUGCAGGCCUGGGUACAUGAACAUUACCCAGAGAGUGGAGAGGAGGCAGUGACCAUACUAGAAGAUUUGGAGAGAGGCACUGAUGAAGCAGUACUCCAGGUUCAAGCCCAUGAACAUGGACAAGAAAUAUUCCAGAAAAAAGUGUCACCUCCUGGACCAGCACUUAAUGUCCAGUUACAGCCAGUGGAGACCAAGGCCCAUUUUGAUUCAUCAGAACCCCAGCUCCUAUGGGACUGUGAUAAUGAGAGUGAAAACAGUAGAUCCAUGCCAAAGCUGGAAAUUUUUGAAAAAAUUGAAUCACAGAGAAUUAUAUCUGGAAGAAUCUCAGGAUACUUAUCAGAAGCAUCUGCUGAGUCUCAAGACAUCUGUAAGUCUGCAGGCAGGGUAAAGAGACAAUGGGAAAAAGAAUCAGGGGUGUCUCAGAGACUCUCAUCUGCCCAGGAUGAAGGUUUUGGUAAAAUCCUCACCCACAAAAAUACAGUCAGAGGUGAAAUAAUAAGCCACGAUGGAUGUGAGAGGAGAUUAAAUCUGAACUCAAAUGAAUUCACACACCAGAAAUCUUGUAAACAUGGUACCUGUGACCAGAGCUUCAAAUGGAACUCAGAUUUUAUUAACCAUCAAAUAAUUUAUGCUGGAGAAAAAAAUCACCAAUAUGAAAAAUCUUUCAAGAGCCCAAAACUUGCUAAACAUGCAGCAGUUUUCAGUGGAGAUAAAACUCAUCAGUGUAAUGAAUGUGGGAAAGCUUUCAGGCACAGCUCAAAACUUGCUAGGCAUCAGAGAAUCCACACUGGAGAGAGACGCUAUGAAUGUAAUGAAUGUGGGAAAAGCUUUGCAGAGAGCUCAGAUCUUACUAGACAUCGGCGAAUUCACACUGGGGAAAGACCCUUUGGUUGCAAAGAAUGUGGGAGAGCAUUCAACCUGAACUCACAUCUUAUCAGGCAUCAGAGAAUUCACACCAGAGAGAAACCCUACGAGUGUAGUGAAUGUGGGAAAACCUUCCGAGUGAGCUCACAUCUUAUUCGACACUUUAGAAUUCACACUGGAGAAAAACCCUAUGAAUGCAGUGAGUGUGGAAGAGCCUUCAGUCAGAGCUCAAACCUUAGUCAACACCAGAGAAUUCACAUAAGGGAAAACCUAUUAAUGUAAGGAACUUAAAUUUGUAAGUAAAUGCUGAGGAAAUGGCACAAUAUGAAAAAUAUUAAAUAAAAAAUAAAUAUUGGGCAAGAUGGAAGACUGAAAGACCAGUUUCUGGUGUUCAUCUGUGUGUAUGUGCUUUCUGUGAGACUGGGGAUGUACCCCUUCUUUCAUUGACUACUAAAGUCAAACCAAAAGAGCUACAUUUAGGGGGGCUAAUAGGGUAGUCUAUGGCAGUGCAAUGUAGAGAAAUAGAGACUGUCUGGGGAAAUAAUCAUGAUUACAGUGUGGGAAGAAAAGGAAGAUUUAGGUAAAGAGACUGAUAAUCAGUCCUAGUUUAUUUUCCUAGUUAGUUUUGCACAAGAAGAGGUCAGCUAAACCCAGGAGUGAAAUAGGUUGCACAGUGCACUGCAGAACAGUGUUUUCAGAGCAUCCCUUUAAAAACUGAAGACCACAAAACUAAGAUGCUCAUGUUAAGUUAGAGAGUAAUGUCAAAUGAGGACAUAUGUAAUGGUGGCAUUCCUAUAUGAGGCCAAAAUCUGUGUCCAGAGGUCAUACCAGGAAGUAAAAAACCAGAAGAACACCCCAGGGAAGAGGCCAGAAUCCAGAUAUUUAAGUAAGACAGUAAGAGAAUAUAAUUGAAUUAAGCAAAAAUUGGGUUAGGAGUGAGAAAAGGUGUUCAAAUUGAACUAAACCUCAGAAGUUGGAGGAUAGACACAGGAUAACCAGGCUUUUACUGGUUUUUGGCACCUUUCUGGGGUAGGUUGAUAGGGACUAUAAGGAGUUCUCCUAACAAACUGAUAGUAACAGAAACUGACAGGAUUCUCCGGCCCGUGGCAAUUGUGGAAGAUUACUGAGGAAGUUAGUACUGGAAAUAAUGGUCCUGAAAUGUUAUUUCGUUGCUGCUGGCUGCUCUCUACAGAAAAGACUGAGAAGAGAGUAUAGAGCGAUAAUAUAUGAAAGAGGGUAGGGAGGAAUGAUUUAAGUCUUAAACAUUCCACAGUAUGUAAGGCUUUUACAUUAUAAAAUGUAAACAGGACCUUGAUGUUAGAUGUAUGAUAAUCUAAUGUGAAAUGUACAAAAUCUCCCACUAAGAGGCUUUAUAAGAAAUAGCUUAGCAUUUACUUUCAAUGACUUUAAAAAUGUCCUGACGGGAUUUAAGUAACACAAUAUUUGGAUUGUUUUUUAAGGUAAUGUUGAGCCCACAGUUUUUUACAGGUAGUGUGCUAGUAUGUCCUAUCUCAUUUUGUAACUAUUAUUUUUCACAUUUUAUAGAUGAGAAAAUUGAGCUGUAGUGAAGUUAACUAUCUUGCUAAAGAUCACAUAGUAAGUGGUAGAACCAGGAAUUUAACGCACAUUUUAUUCCAGGGCCCUAGUUCUUAAUGCUUAAACUUGAUUAUGUCACUGAAAAUAUUCCUAUGGGAUAUAACAUCAGAAAAGAUAGCGCUUGUACACCACAACUCUAAAGUUCGUGGCGGGGGAAACGGGGAGACCUAGCACCCUUCUAGAAGGUUAAUCCACCAACAUUUCAAAAUCUUGUAAGGAGCUGCGACCCGCUAGGCCGGGAGCCGACUGCGCCCUCAAACCCCGCGGCGACUCCCUCCCCGGAGGGGGCGCGCGAGGCCACCACCGAGAGCCUCUUCCUAGAGGAGCCGGGAGCAUCCGGAGCCGCGGUACCGGCCCAUCUUCCGGCCAGGAUGUGUGGUCCUGGUGAGCGAUUGUCCUGUGGCGUCCGGGACCGAGUUUGUGGCCCAGGGUUAUGUGUGCACUUCACACCUCUAACUUUUUUCAGGGUUCCUAUUGAUGGUUAGGAGCAGGAUUUCGGGGAUGAAGGCGGCAGCAGCAAGAGGAGGCUGCGACUGCGGACCCCAGAUUCGUCCCCCUCCACCACACACAACGCCAAGACGGGCCCCAGGAGGGCGUGAAGAGAAGACUUCCUUUUCUCUCCUCUCGCCUCCUGGCGCUGGCCGUAUGAAGCUGUCUCCCAGAAGCAUUAGCAGAGGAGCCCUGUGGGAGAAAUGAGGAGUGACCCAAAAGAAACUUGCUCAAGGACAGCCUCCUUAAAGCAGACUUCCAUAUACCCCAACCUGCAAAAGAAGACUUUACGUGAAAUGUUACAGCCCGUAACAGCUGCAGCCUUGACUAUUAAAUCUCAAAGGGAAUAAAAAAGUCGCCUGACAGUUAAAGCAGAGGACUACACUUGGGGCGAAGAAUAUGGGCUACUUCAUAUGGAAGAACUCCAGCAACCGGGAGGUAGCUCAUCAGAACGUUAGGCAUUUCUGCUACCAGGAGACACCUGGACCCUGUAAGGUUGUGAGCUGAUUCUGGGAACUUUGCCAUCAGUGGCUGAGGCCAGAGACCCACACCAAAGAACAGAUCCUGGAAUUGCUGGUGCUGGAGCAGUUCUUGACUAUCCUGCCAGAGGAGCUCCAAGCCCGGAUGUUAGAGCAUCAGCCGGAGAACAGAGAGGAAAUGGUGAUCAUAUCGGAGGAUUUGGAAAGAGAGCUUGAUGAAACAGAAUGUCGGGUGUGAUUAAAAGGCACAUGAACACCCUAGCCAGAGAAAGAAGCAGCCAUACACCCAGGGAAGCAAGGUUGCAGAGCUCAAUCUCCACUCCCUCCCGCUUGAUAUGUAAGUCUCUAUGUUUCGUACUCUCAUCCUUUCUGGUUAGCUCCUUGCUUCUUAAGGGUGGAAGAAGACUGUGUCAGCAUUCUUUCUCUAUUCUAUGCCCUGAGAUGUGUUCUCUAAGAUGUCUUUUAAAGAUAGUAACUGUGGUUCCCUCAUUGAGUCUUUCACAAGCCCAGCCAUAUCUAAUUGUUUCCAAGUUGCAGCCAGUGCUUGUGGAAUGGGACUGCACUCAGAAUAUCAUCAUCAAGCAGCACAGGAGCCACCAACUAUUCCUUUCCAGCCAAUGAAAAGACAGCUUAAAUGGAAAUAUCCAGAAUUCCAGGCCAUUCAUGAGCAAGGUGAGCAUCGCAGUCCAUCUCGAGAGAAAGGGAGUGGUUGAAAGCUCUGCCAGCUACCCAGGCUGAACAGCAUCAGGAGCAUCUCAGACAUAAUCCACCAUGCUGAAUCAGAUGGAAGGUCCGUCUCCUGAAGUACUACAUUCCAGCUUAUGUGGCACCAACAAGACCUGAUGCAGAAUGGCUUAAUGCUGUCCUCCCUCAUAUCAGCCUCAGCAGGAAGUUGUACACCAGCUUCCGUAAUUUCCUUUAAAAAGCUAUUCUAGGCCACUGUCAUUAAAAAAAUACCUUUACUUUUUUGUAAUAUUUUCAUAAUAUAUAACUUCAUAGCCCAACCUCUACUACACACUUAGUGCUUUCUCUGUAAAGUAGAAUUUACUUUUUUGUCUUAAAAUUACCUUUUCUGAAUCCCCUGGAUCACCUAAAUCCAUUUUGUACCCUCUUUUCUGUUCCCUUUUAAUAGAAGCUACAUCAUUGACCUGAUCUUUUAGACUCAUCUAAACAUUUUUAUUCUUUAGUCCCUGUUGUCUUUAAUUCAAACAUUACACAUAAUUCUAAAAUAUCCCUUAGGUCAGUCAUCUUCAGUAUUACUUCCUCAUUGGACCCAUUACUUCCAACUUCAGUAUGCUUGAAUUUGUCCUGACUCUCAAUAGAAACAAAUUAUUUUUCUCUUUCACUUUCCACAUGCUAUCUUCAGACCUUCCACUCACUUUCAUCCUCCUCUACUUUUGACACUCAUUUUUACUCCCAUUGCUCAACACAACUCUCUUCUUGAUUGUUCCUUUAUUCUAUCUCUUCCUUUGCUCAGUGGUAUGGACUGAAUGUUUGUGGUCCCACCAACAACCCCUAAACAAUUUAUACAUUGAAGCCCUAACCUCCAAUGAGUUGGUAUUAUAGAUGGGGCCUUUGAGAGGUAAUUAGUUCUUGAGGGCAGGGCCCUGUAUGAUAGGAUUAAUGCCCUUUUAAAAGCAGUCACCAGAGAGCUUGAUAUUUCUCCUAUGCACACGUGAAGGUAAGGUCUUGUGAGCACAACAGCAAAAAGGUGAUCAUCUGAAAGCCAGAAGGAGAGCCCUCACCAGAAACCAACCAUGUUAGUACCCUGAUCUCAACCUCCAGAACUGUGAGAAAAUAAAUUUCUCUUAUUUAAACCACCAGUAUAGUAUUUUGUUAUGGCAGCCCAACUUAACACCACUUCAUGUCCCAAUUCUGUGGCAAUAAUGUGCAUGAGAGGUCUCCUUCCAUUUACCAGCUAUCUUAUUCCUUGCUUACAAGGAAUAUAUUCUUACAGAUAUCACAAACAGGGAAGACAGCUAUCUGCAUGGGGCAUAGCUUGCUUGCUUAAAGAAAAGGACAGAAGUUUAAUACUAGUGAAGAACCAUUUACAUUUUCUAAGGGCCAUUUUUUCACAGAAAACCAUUGUGGGCUCCCAAAAGUACAAGUAACCCAAUUUAGUAUUUUAUUCAAAGUGAAACAUACACUUAGGAGUAGAAUUCCUGAAAAAUUUUACAAAUAUAAGAUGCAUACUCCAUUCACAGUGGCUAUAUCCUAGAAAAUCCCUAAGUAUUACUCUGUACUAUAUUUUUUUUCCUUAAUUUGGGGAAACUUGAGUUACUGAGAUUAUACCCUUGAGAUACGGAGAUCUUUAUGAUUCAAGACGCAGACUUAACUAGCCUAGUUUUCCUUUUCUUUGUUCUGGCUCCGCUUCUUCCAAAUGAGUCUGUAGUUGGAAACUCUCACCCCUUAGUUUCCUCCCAGUCAGCACCAGUUUGGGGGAGUUAAGGAAUUAUUUUUCAUUUCCAGCUCUGGCUCUAAAUAAUGUGUCUCCAACAGUGAGAUGUAGGCCAAGAUAGCUCUCUGAUAUGUAGCUCCUAUAAAGAAACCCACUUCUCAGAAGCACUGGAAAAGGCAAAUUUGAAGGUUCAUAAUACAAUAUAAUAAAAAUUCUUUAGUCAUCCACUAUUACAGAUACUAAGCCAAAUUUUAAAUUCAUACUGUAUAACAAAUUUGAAUUUAGAAAUAAUUCCUCUUUAUUCUUUUCAUUUCAACCCAAGGUUACUUACUGAUAUAGUUCAGAUAUGUGUCUCCACUCAAAUCUCAUGUUGAAUUGUAAUCCCCAAUAUUGGAGAUAGGGCCUGGUGGGAGGUGACUGGAUCAUGGAAGUGGAUCCUUCAUGAAUGGUUUAGCACCACCUUCUUGGUACUGUUCUCCUGAUACUGAAUUCUUGUGUGAUCUCGUUGUUUACAAGUGUGUGGCAUCUCUCCCUUCUCUCUCUUGCUCUUGCUCCUGCCAUGUAAGAAUCCUGCUCUCCCUUUGCCUUCUGCCAUAAUUGUAAGUUUUCUGAGGCCUCCUCAGAAGCCAAGCAGAUACCAGCAUCAUGCUUCCUGUACAGCCUAUAGAACCACGAGCCAAGUAAACCUCUUUUCUUUAUAAAUUA
Gorilla gorilla gorilla (western lowland gorilla) is the source of this 8078-nucleotide messenger RNA. RefSeq names its product zinc finger protein 165 (gene ZNF165). The transcript has 5 exons. The coding region runs from base 1236 to 2693 and encodes 485 amino acids. Gene Ontology annotation, molecular function: RNA polymerase II cis-regulatory region sequence-specific DNA binding; DNA-binding transcription factor activity, RNA polymerase II-specific. The record is from RefSeq and is a predicted model, not a curated record. Gene Ontology annotation, cellular component: PcG protein complex; chromatin; transcription regulator complex. Gene Ontology annotation, biological process: regulation of transcription by RNA polymerase II. Lineage: Eukaryota; Metazoa; Chordata; Mammalia; Primates; Hominidae.